Molecule: messenger RNA, 8653 nt
Organism: Spodoptera litura
Lineage: Eukaryota; Metazoa; Arthropoda; Insecta; Lepidoptera; Noctuidae
Product: protein FAM135A
Biological process (GO): lipid metabolic process
Source: RefSeq, a predicted model, not a curated record
GUCAGCGGCUGCGUUAGGUCGGCGGCGCGCGCCAGACGGACCCGCCCGACAGAGCGCCAGCGCCAGGCCGCAGCGCGCAGUGCCGGUGCCGGGGCCGGAGCCGGGGUGUGGUCGUGCAGUGCAGUGCAGUGCGUGCAGUGAGCUGCCGAUGCGGUGAGCCGCACCAUGCGUCGCGCGGGCUGGUAGCGGCCGCGGCAUGGCGCGCCGCGCCGCACGCGCCCGCGCCUGCUCCUCACACACACCAUGAGCGACCUGCAGGCCACCUUCGAGUUCUCCGUCGAACUCUACAAGUUCUACAAUGUCGACCUCUUUCAGAGAGGACUUUAUCAAGUGCGCGUGGGGCUCCGUGUGUCUCCGAAGGUACCGGUGCACAUCGAGGCCUCAGUGUCGAGUGGCAAUGGAGCCGCGCGCACUGGCCGGCCGGCCGCCAACGCGUCGCUGGUCGGCGGAGUGGCGGCCUCCCGGGCCUUCCAGAUCAUGUACCGCAAUGAAGAGGUCACGCUACGGGACAUCGUGCAUUUUAGAGCUCAUCUCUUAGUGGACAGUAGGAAUCUGAAGGAGUCCCUGGAGAGAGCGGAAUGGAGUCUUGGGGUGGAGUUGUGGUGCAGCGAGGGUGCGCAGUCCAGCACCCUGGCGCCGAUGUCCUGUCGGGUGCUGAAGCUGCACUUUCAACCUUCCCAAGGCCUCCACUACCACCUCCCAGUGCUAUUCGACUACUUCCACCUGUCAUCCGUCUCCAUCACCAUCCAUGCGAGCCUAGUUGCUUUACAUCAGCCGUAUAUCAAGAAAAGCAUAAUGCAUUAUGUGCAAAGCUGCACGCCACGCUCAAGUAAACAAUGGGGUAAAUUGAUGAAGAGCGCAGGAUCAUUCAAUACUUCGGGAAGCUUCGAGAAUGUACUAUUUGGAUCCACCGGCAAAUGUGCCGGUGGGAACUCUAGCAAGAUUGCGCAUGCAAGGCAAGUCCACGCCGAAGUAUGCGGAAUCCUGUUAGGGUCACUGGAGGGCCUGCAGAGUGCACUAGCUAUGUGUGGCUCCCCUGGUAUCCUGCUUACUCCUGAAGAGUCCUCCUCCAAUUCUGUAGUGGGAGAAGUCGCGCAGAGACUAAAGGAUCUUAGCGACUUUGGCAAGAAGUUGGAGAAGUCAGAAUGCGGCGAGGAGGAGGAGUGGGCGAUGAGCGCGGCGCACGACAUCGCGCGGCUGUGCGCGGAGGUGACGCUGCGGUGGCGCGCCUUCCUGCACCACGCCUCCGACCGGCCGCACGUGCACCACGCGCUCGCGGCCCGACACCAUGCGCUGCGCAUAAAGCGGUUCUCGGAGUGCUUUUUCGUGCUGGACAACCCUCGUCACUCGCUGGCGGGGUGCUACGACAGCAACUACCAGUCGUACCAGAGCGUGGGCGAGGCGGCGCGGCGCUCGCGGUACCUGGCGCUACUGCCGCCGCUACCUGUACACUGCAUCGCGCUCGACGGGGACCCACACAUCAUGCCCAUCAUAUUCGAGGACAGAUACCAAGACACAGCAGAAUUCGCGCGACGUCGUUCGUUUUUGAAUUCCAGUGCAAGCAAAUCCGGGAGCGAUCCUUUCCUAUGUUCGGAGCCCCUUGGAGAUGACUGUGCAUGUAGCGUAAGCUCACUCAUGGACUCCAGAAGACCAUCUUCCGAAGCCUCCAGAGUUACCCUCACACUGCCCAAAACAAUCAUCAAGCUUUGCGAACCAAAGUUUAAUACACCCAAAUCCGGUUCUGGUGUCGUUUCAGCAACAUUAACAUUAGCUCCCCAAAAAUCAGCCCACGGAUCCCCUAAACGAGCCUUAGUGAAACAAAAUGUUGUCGAACUACCCAAAGCACAUAAUAAACAACUCGAGCUCACCGGACGAAAUAGAUACAUUGUGCAGAACAACCUCAUCAACGAGAUCCAACUACCACCAAACAACGCGUUCGCUUCAUGCACGAUACAACAAGGACAGACGAUGUCACGAUACUCUGCUUCGACCUUGCUUGACAUUAGUACAGCAAAAAGUGCUUCUAACGUGUCGCAUCUAGGCAAGGAGCAAUCUGAACCAGGACUUGAAGUAUUUCGGCAAAAACACGAAAUCACUAGCGGGGUGAGCACUCUACCAGCUAGACACAGCAAGUCACUGGAUCAACUGCGAGUGUCUCAACUAGCGCCGCUCAAUACUACGCAAACGUUGACUAAGAAUGUGAGAAACGGUUCUAAUUCGUCCGUUAACUAUCCAAAACCGUACUUACCACCGCAGCAAGUAAAGCCUACCACAUUGCCAAGAAGUGUUACAACUAGUGCUUACCCAACAAAUACAACGACUAGAUGCAGUUCCAAAGGAGAUGACUAUAGAAGAAAUAUAAAUGAAUUUAGAGAAAAAUACAAAAAUCCUUGUAUCAAGAAAGUUGGACAUGGAAUGAACAAUGAAGUGUUUCAUAAUGUAGGCUAUAAGUACGAUGGAGUGAUGAAACCGAAUCCUAACCAAGUGUACGGCUAUACUUUCGGUAAUCAGGGUAAUCUGCAAGUAAACAAUGUUAUUCGUAAUCCGUUAGAGUUUCAAAGAGGCUACAGUGUAAAUUUACCCCGUCCUAUGUUGCCUCCACGUAAUUCUUACCCACCGGUUAGUGGUAAAAAUCAAGUGACUGAUCAAAAUAACUUAGUUUCUAAUAAACACGUACAUAGAUCAAAUUCUACGCAUGUGUUUCAUCAAAAAGUGGAAAAUCAACAAAUUGACAUUGAAGCUGCUCGUAAUCAACUUCGGCAUGAGCUCAACUACUACUUACAAAAAGGUGAUUGGAGUUAUGAUUUCAAUACAGGAAGUUUAAUUCAAAAUUACCAAAAGAAAUCUAGCAAAAGCAGUGAUGAUAGUGGAUUUGUGAUGACUUUAGAUAGAAGCAGCGACGGAACAUCUAAAUCAACGUAUUCAAAAACUCCGCCAUCUACUCCACACUCAACGAUGCCAUCAGUUAGGCAUAAAAAGAGCCGAUCUAAAGAGUCUAAACUAAAUAAUAGUGCAAAAGAAAAUACCAAAAUUAACUCAAGUAGAGAUUCAUUGAGCAGUCACCAUUCAAUAAAAUCUCGAGACAGCAAAUCGGAUCGUCACACAUCAAAAUCUGAACGAAGCACUCCAAAAUCUGAUCGUGCCACACCACGGUCUGGGAAAUCUACGCCCAAAUCCGGCGGGUAUACACCAAAAUCAGGUUUAGCUACACCUAAAUCUGGUAGAGCUACUCCAAAAUCUGGUGCUACGACACCAAAAAGUGGUAGGUCGAGUGGAAAGCCAGAAAAACGUACGAAACAUAAACCCUCAGAAAAGAUGACUCAGUUGAUGUCGGAGGCUGCAUCAUCGUCUAGUAACGAAAGUAUACCCUUCGAGUUGAGAAGAUUAGAAUCGUCUACCAGUGUCCCUUAUAGCCUCGAUCACGGGCCUGAGUUAUUACGACAUUGUAGAAGUGCGGCAUCUGUUUUAGAUGAACCAAACUUAAAUAAUACGUUUGGAUCCGAAUCUUUACCUAAUUUAGCCCCACCACCUGCAUUUGAGUCGCCUCCGCUUGAUAUAGCCGAUAAAGAUUUUAAAAUAUUGCCUCCCAAAAACUUUCUGAAUAAUGAAGAAAAACGUCGCAGAAGCACAUCUACUUCGAGUUUAAGUGAACAAAGUGGAUGGGUCUCUAGUGGCCGUAGUUCAGGUCCUUCCUCUCCUGAUAAUGCAAGUUGUCAAUUAAAUCAGAAUUUCGUAGCCACGAAACCAACAACAUCAAAAUCAUCCAGUAAAAACUAUGAAGAUACAAGUGAAAUUGGAAAGCAUGAUAGUGAAACUAUCAGUGAUUUCAAACGAACAGUCCUUAACGGAGAUCAGCUACGAGAACGACUUUUAAAGUUAGCCGUGAAAGUGGCUCAAAACACUUCAAACGAGAAAAUAGAAUGCUGUGAUAAGGAAGUGUGUGAAGAAUGUACUAUCUGUAGCGACUCUAUAUGCACAGAUAGCCAGUGUGAAUAUAAUAAACUGGUGCACAGUAAUGGUAUCGACGCAGGUUGCAACUCAGACACUUGUACUGCGAGCUGUUUUCAACAAAUAGCAGAAGCUAACGCAGUGAAAGGAAAUCAAAGGCACAACUCAUUUAGUGCUGUACAAGGUAAAACCUACAGCUCUUCAUCUAAAAGUUUAAAUGAGGGGACGGUUAAAAAAUCGCAAACAAUAAGUGACAAUUUACACCCUUACAUAAGGAAAGAAAUACCACAGAAAGCUCAGCCGGCACCUGCGAAAUCUCAGUCGCUGGAUAAAACUAAAUUGAAAGAUCGAAUACAGUAUACGGAAAAGUUAAUAGCGGCUGAGAUACGGAGUUUGACAGUGGAUCGUUCUUGUGUCAAAACUGGAAGCCACAAGAAAGGCAGUUCUGGCUCAGGGCAGAAGUAUUCGAAUAAAGCUAAAUCUGAAAUUGACUUAGCCCACUUCAUGGGCGACAAUGAUUACGAACAUUUACCUCCUCCGCAACAGUUUAGAGAUGCUCCACCUCCUCCAGACGAAUUUAAGGAUCCGCCGUCAAAAUCUCCGAAGCUGAGCAGACAAAGUAGCAAGUCGUCUACUCCGUCGAAGACACCGAGGAAGCAGCAAGCACAGGCUUCCUCGCUUCAGUUGGACAAUCCUUUGUAUCACGUGUGUGAAGGUUUAAUGGAGAGGCGGAAACUGAGGCCUCAUCAGUCAGUAAACUCUAGCAGCGCGCCCUCUGCUGGCACGCUUAAUAAAAGUCAGAGCACCGGAGAGUUGGCGAGCAGAAACGAUACCGAACAAAGAGAAAGUAAUCUCGUCAGUAUAUUCGGUCUGGCCGAAUCUGAAAGGCUAUUCGUGAAAUGCAGAGAGGAGUUUAGACAAAGCGUGAAGUACCCGGGAGCUAUCUACUCGGACUUCCCACCGGUUGAGAACUCUCUACCUUACUUCCAUAUCAGCGACGAGUAUAGAAUGUUCAAUCCGGAGGGGCUCCACCUUAUAAUCUGCGUUCACGGCUUAGACGGCAACGCGGCGGACCUCCGUCUCGUGAAGACUUACCUGGAACUAGGUCUGCCUGGGGCAAGGCUAGACUUCCUCAUGUCUGAGAGAAACCAAGGAGACACUUUCUCCGACUUUGACACUAUGACAGAUAGACUAGUACAAGAGAUCUUGACUCACAUUCAAAAUUCGAGUGAUCCAGCUCGAAUAAGUUUCGUGGGUCAUUCUCUGGGCACGAUCAUCAUUCGCUCGGCACUGGCCAGGCCACAGAUGAAGCCAUAUCUCUCCAAACUGCACACCUUCCUGUCUCUCAGUGGACCUCACCUAGGGACCCUGUAUAACUCCAGUGGACUGGUUAAUGCUGGUAUGUGGUUUAUGCAGAAAUGGAAGAAGUCUGGGUCUCUGCUGCAGCUGUCUCUCCGGGAUGCGUCAGACCCUCGGCGGUCGUUCCUCUACCGGCUGAGUGAGAGGAGUCAGUUGCAUCAGUUCAAACAUAUCCUGCUCUGUGGCUCCGGACAAGACCGAUACGUUCCACUGCACUCCGCAAGAUUGGAACUCUGCAAAGCCGCAGCUAAAGACACAUCACUUCUAGGACAAGCUUACAGGGAGAUGGUGCACAACAUGGUGUCCCCGCUGGCGCGCGCGGCGGGCGGCGGCGCGGCCGUGGUGCGCUACGAGGUGCAGCACGCGCUGCCGCACACGGCCAGCGCGCUCGUCGGCCGCGCCGCGCACAUCGCCGCGCUCGACUCCGACCUCUUCAUCGAGAAGUUCCUGCUCGUCUCCGCGCUCAAAUACUUCCGAUAACAAACUUACUAUCUCUACCACUCUCACUUCCUAACCAACAUCCCUCAUACUUCCCACAGUAUGCUGUAACUCCCGCGCUACUCAGCUCGCCAUAAACGUCUCUUCCAUAUCCAAUUUGCCCCAAUUUAAUACCAACCGCCAUUUUAGCAUUUUAUCUCACACAAACCUAUAUAAAUAAUUAUGUACCUAGAUCAUUGUGGAUACUGUUUUUCAGGUAAGUUAGAAUUAAGCAUUUAUUUGUAGUGAGAAUGAUAACACAAUCAGUUUAAUUUACCUAAAUGUCGUAUCCAAUUUUCCAGGUGGUAUCCAAUUGUUUUCUUUAGCACAGGCUUGUAUUUAAAACCGGCAUCAAGAAAAUAUCACAAAAUUCCAUUGGAUGAGACUUUGUCAUACAUGUGGUAAAUGUAGUACAACUAGCGUUGAGGAAUGAGCCAUAAGGCAACCAUAUGUGGUUAUAAAGCAGAAGGAAGGCCAUGAGAACACUCUUGAGACAAGAGUAAGCCAAUCCUGAAAAUAAUAACAGAUCGCAAAGUCGUUAUAUACAUAGGCACUCAUACCUAGUUGCGCGUAUUGCCUACCUAAUAAACGAGAUACAUGUUAUAUACCUACCUACUGCUAUCCUUUAUAGGUAGGUUUGAAGUAUUUAUACCCACAAACCGGCUGUGUAAGUACUAUCAGAGAAACCCUUGCAAUACUUGAACUGAUUUAAAAAAAACAUUUAAAAAACUUAUCUGCACAAAUUAGUGUUUUGAUCCUUGUCUCAUCCAGCUAUUUAUGUAAAUAUGGCUAAAAGUUUUAAUUAAAUUAAUUAGCAUUUUAUUUUAACUCGCAUUUCGUAGGUAUUUUAAUUUUAUGGUUUUUGAAAUUUUCAGAUUUACCUGCCUUAUUUCUAUACCUUAGAAAGGGAAUAUAUUUUUUAUUGAUAACAUUCUAUAAUAACAAAUACCUAAUCAAAGAAAUAAUAACUGAUAAAGAAUAGGGGCAAAUAUUUCAACAGGCUAAGUAUAUGCUAACUAGUUAAACAACUUAAUUAUAAUUCGGUGUGGUAUUAAAAUGGGUAUUUUGGGUUUGUAUUAAAAAUUGAAACUCUGGCUUCAAUUUUCACUGGGUAUCAUGCCCCUAUCUAGUCUCGAUCCAUGCUGAUCACCUUGAAACAACACCAUGAUUCAUCUCCCAAGACCUACAGGAUUUUCGAAAUUAUAAAUAGACUUGGUGACAGCGUGAUAAUUCGUAGCAUCUGAAACGUAGUGAUUUUAUGAACUCUGUUGAGGGUUAACUUACUUAAUCAACAAUUUUAAAUAUUUAAGUAGGUUUUAAAAUGGAUCUUUACACCAAUUAAUUAAGACUAAGUAUAAUUUUAGCGAGUGUAGAUAAUAUAGGUAGAUGUUAUUUGUGUUAUGGUUCGAUAUUAUUAUGAACGGUACCUACCACUUUAUAAAAUCUGAUUGUUUGCUAUGGAUGUACCCGGCUGGCCGUAUUCAAUCAAUUUACUAGUAUCCAAGAGUAUCCUUGGAACAUAAAACAGUUUAAUCAUAUAUCGCAUAGGUUGACACGCCCUAUAAUUGUGUUAAUUUACAUCCAUAGUAAACAAAUGAUGAUCUCUAUAUCCUUGUUUCUCCUCCACUUCUUAGGCCCAUCAUAAAAAUCUAAGCACUAUUAAUAUUAAUUAUUUUCUACUUUACUUGAAUUGUAAAUAUGGGUCUGAUGUGUGUAUGACUAAAGUAAACCCUAUCUACCUACCUAAUGAAAUCAAUUAUCUAAUGUUGCACAAAGGGUUUUAAGAAUAGUUAUUAAUAAGAUAUCUAAGUACAGAGUUUAAUUGAUCACCACAAUUGAGUUUACUAUUGUCGAGCAGGAGAACUAAUCAACCAGCCCGUAGCCUUAACGUAAACAAAAAAAUAUAUAAACUACUUAACAUUAGAUGAAAGUUGUAAAUCUUUAACGAAUGUUAGACUGAUAUUUAAAAAUAUACUGACACAGACAUUAUAUUAUAUAUGUAUAAUAAGUUUCAUAGAUUAUCUUUUCUGAUAAAUUGGUACUUACACUUACUAGUGAAUAUUUUUGUUAAGAAAAGUUAAAUCUUGCUCUGUCCACUUGUGUUAUUCUGUAGAUAAAAAUACUUAAUACAGGGCUUGGAUUAUUGAUUUACUAUAAUUAUUCGACGCAUUAGUGUACCACUGAGAUAGUAAUUGUAGGUAGGUGAUACGAUACCUCUUUAUUGCUCACAGGCAUGCUUGGAGGAAAUGACAACGUUACAGUUUCUGUCGAACUGUCGAUCUUUGAAACUUGAAUUAAAAUUAAUUACAAUACAUAGACCACUAUUGGGGCAUACCUGUAAAAGUGUAUCCAACUCCUAAAAACGAAAUAUCGUUUUUUUAAUAAAAAAUACCGAUUUAAAUAAUUAGCCAGAAAAUAAACAGGUGAGGAUGUUCCCACAAAUCACAGUUAAAAAUGCUUACAAACAUGAAGGUAUAUUUUCGUAAAACAUUAAAUCACAAUGUUAUCCAACAAUACAAAGCAAUUGACGUGUUUAAUAAUGUUUGUAAACUUUCUCAACAAUUGUAUGGGAGCCCUGUUUAAAGAUCAAUACCACUCAAGAGUUCGUCCCUCGACGUUUAGCCCACUACCACAAAUAUAAAGCUAAAAUAAAAUACGUCUCUUAAACUACUUCAUUUAAAAUAAAGUUCUAUUGAAACUGGCGCCUUUGUCGUAACCCUUUAUUUAAUGCAGAUUAUUAAAUACCUACUUAUCUAGGUGUGUAUCAAAAACAUCUCGAAUGAAUUUUGUAAAUAUUAUAAAAAAUAUUUGUAAAUCGUAUGUUUAAUGGCAAUGUGUCGAUGUUAUACACUUAUGAUAAUAAAUAAAU